This is a messenger RNA of Suillus paluster, 564 nucleotides long. RefSeq lists its product as uncharacterized. The record is from RefSeq and is a predicted model, not a curated record. Lineage: Eukaryota; Fungi; Basidiomycota; Agaricomycetes; Boletales; Suillaceae. The transcript has 6 exons. The coding region runs from base 1 to 564 and encodes 187 amino acids.
AUGAACGAUUGGACAUCAUUGAUCUAUGUGUUCUUUGAACCAGUACCAGAAAUUGAAUAUCAUGACAAGCACUGCUGCCAUAAAGAUGCAAAAUCAACCAGCAAUAGGCAAAAACAUGUCAAAAGCUGCUGGGGAGAUGCAGCCUUGCAAGCUGUAAUGGAAUCUGGCAACACUGCUGCUGCACAAGAUGGUCUUACUGGUCAUUACAUAUUAUUACUUCACACCCUGUCAAUCAAAACAUCACUUGAACAAAAAGGAAAAGGGAAGGUUAUGUACUCUCAUUGUCAACACACAUGUUCAGAAACAAGUCUACAGCCAUUUGAAACUGUCAAUGAUCGAGGAUUUCAGAACCCAAUGAAGACAGGAUGCCCAGAAUAUUACAUACCUUCACCAUCAACAAUCACACGUGAUGUCAAACAAAAUUAUGACAGUGAGUUGAAUUUUGCCACAGAUACCUGGACAUCGCCCAACCAUAGGGCAUAUGUAGCUAUAUCUGUGCAUCUACAGCAUGAAGGUCAGCCAUUGUCAAUAAUACUUGACAUCGUUGAGGUUGUGUUACAGUAA